AUGCAGACUCAUGACAUCCAAGAGGGUUUUCCCGUAACCAGAAAUGCUACUGUGCCACGGAAUAUCAAGUCGCCGACAGUGACGCAGAAUGCUCCAAUCCCGGCACCAACUCGUCCCAACGCAGCAAGAGCCUCGGCCUCGCAAUCACCUUCCCUCAGGACCGUGGCUCCAGGUUUAUCAAGCGGAAAACUUCGCCAAAGGCCCCCUGGAAUUCCUCAGAUACCCGCGAAAGCGUUCAAGACGCAGGUGACUACUGUGUCGACAGAUGUGUCGGCAACGAGGAUCUCAAACUCUUCGAGUGAAAUCGCGGGCCCACUUUUGCAGGAAGUCCCGUUGAUGUUAGAUCCUGGUAUACGGUCGAGGAUGCACGACCGACAGUCUUCCGGCAGGCGGGCCGUCAGGCCUUCAAACACUUCAAGUGAUGGACGGAAGCCGCCAUCACCCGUGGAUAUGGUUCCCGAUGCGAUAUUUGGCAUUGUGACGCCGCGACUCAACGCCCCGAGCCGGCCGGCUGAUCUCCCCUCUCGGUUGAUACCAGAAUUACAAGCUCUGGCGGCCACAUCCUCUCGGCGUCCAGAGGCAUUCAACAAGUCCACAAGCUCCAUGAGCAGUCCGUCGACGCGCUUUUCGCCUUCUCCAAGUCCGUGGAGCAUAUCAACUACAACGACAACCCCGACGUCGUGGUCAUCAGCAUCUCCUGGCCUUGUGCAACCAUUGCCCGCCAAAGACUCCAGAUCACGAGAGGCUCCCACAGCCCCCCGCGGAAAGCCUCUCAAAACACCUGCUGCAUUAGAAGGGUUCGUUCAGCCCAGCGAGAGUGAUCGGUCAUCCAAUUGGAAGGAGUUGAGGAGGUCUCCUAGCUCAAAGAGAAAUCCGCUGAAAAGCCCUGCGCCUGCACCUCCUCCAAGAACGUCCUCUACCAAACAGGGUUUAAGCAGGAGCAGUAGCAGAAGUAGCAAACAACGGAAAGGACUUGAAAAUGAACCUGUGCCGCAGCUACCAUCCGAAAUGGAGCAGAGUCCCCUGUCGAAGCAUACGCAAACGACCCUUGAGCAUGUUGGCGAGUCCCUCCUCCAGGCUCCCCUUGCAAGAGCUUAUGACAACCUCCAGCAAUCGCUGAGCGGUGCUCUACCUCGAUAUGGUCUACAAGGCAUGAGACCGACGGCUAAUCCAGUGCUCGUGGCGCGCCGUGAGCAUAUUUCAACUUCAAAAGUUCAACAAAUCUUGCCAUCACGGUCAGCUCGAGGAAGGGUGUCUGAAGAAGCGGCACUUACGAUCCCGGAGGGACCGCGUGACUCACAUCGUGAUAAAACAUCCCAAACGUCUCCGUCUCGUUCGGGGAAGCUCUCUCGAUUGGGCAUUUUCAGUCACAGUAGCAAGUCUACAGCGCCAGGAUCAGAGGUAGGGCCCCGCAAGCUACAACGCAAGGGACCUGCCGCUGGUACGGGCCAUGAAGGAUACGGAAAGCCUGGACGGCGAGGUCGCGAGACAUCUCGGGAAAGCGGAUCAGUGAGCAAUAGCGAGAGUGAACGAUCGGUCAGUAGCUCCAGAAAAUUACCUUUCUUCUCAUCCAAGAGUAAGAACAGCCGCAACGGUAGUCGUCAAAAUCCUAGCAGCCAGUCCGAUCUCGACGACUUUGCUGCUACUCGCUUGAGGCCUGUCCCUAUGGUCGGCGGGUCAGGAGCUUCCAUCAACGCCAGACCUGGUGGUGGAACAGAAGUCUAUGAGAGUACUCUGUCGUUGUCAUCAAGCGCCCCCAAACGGCGCACAAUGUCGUCCCAAAGCUCUUUCAGUCAGAACUCGCUGCAAGAAAGUCUAGGCGACUUUUGGAAUCCAGCUUCAAUCGCAAACGACGUUCCUACUUUAGCAAUUCGUCGGUCCCAGAGAUUUGGUCACGAACGGGAAAGUUUGAGCUUACCGACAUCUAUCAGGACUCACGAGCCUCUGACCCCGUUACACGUUAGCAGUGAAGAGGAAAGCCGGUCCUCUGCUCCAUUGGCCUCACUUUCUACUCCUAGCACUACAACCGAACCACGACGCGGUGAUCCCCCAUUUCAGGAUUCGCAAAACAAAAGAAAUUGGAAGACUAGAUGGAAUAUUUUCCGGCGGAAAGGUGCAAAACAAGAGCCAGAGCAGACUGCACCCCGACCAUCUUCUCCCGGUGACGAAUUACCAGUCCGUGUAUCGUCAGUCUCUGCGCCACGGCCGACAAUGCCUUACUAUGCCAUGAUCGAUUCCGAGAGCGAGACGAAUACCACUGAUCAACUCCCGAGUCUCAUGCCACAGUUGACUGAAUCGCCUAAAAUCAGUCCCGUAAGUGAAAGCUACGUUGCAAAUCCCUUAUCUCACCAACAAAUGCCGGAUGCUUACGGCGACAACAUUCUCCUCCCACAAGCUCCGCUGCCACAGCCACACUCGUUCGACGAGUCACUCCCUUCGGUGCCAUUGAGGAGUCCGACGCAGCAGGCUUAUGCCCAGACGGAAGAGCAGUCAAACAGGCAGCCGCGGCUGCCUCGUGUUGGAAGAAUCCCGGCGGUGGUUCAACGGAGCGAAGGACAAUAUCGACCCAAUCGGGCAUCAUUCUCGCAACCGUUCUCAAGGGAGUCAGGUGCUGAAGAUGCCUACAACGGGAGAGAAUUGUCCACGGCUGGGUUUAGCGGGCAGCUCCAGGCCACCACCUAUCCGCCUCGGGGUCCGCCUUCACCGGCCGUCGGACGCGUUGCGCCUACCACUGGAUAUCCCCUUACAAAACUCGAGUCUCUACGGUUCCCGUCAGAGCCUGCAUCCAACUUAUUCAGUUCUAGUGCUUCUGAUGGCUUCUCGAGCAUCCCCGGCCCGCUGCUGGAGCCUGGUCGAUCCGAGCGAGAGAUUUCAGGAAGAUCUGUCCGUUACAACUCGAAUACUCAUAUGCUCAACAGUCCCAGUGUGGACGAAGUAUGGAAUGAAUACGAUGACUUCAUUGAUCAUGUUAUGUCACCCUCCCUUUCUAAAAGCCAUAGGGAUAGUACCGGAAGGGAAGAGACUCCUUUACACGAACAGGCGGGAGUCCCGCUUCCAAGGUUAGCAAGUGAAGGAAGCAUACUAAGUUCAGGGGAUCUUAAGCCGUCCUUUCCAGACAUGUCCAUGUCUACCACGGAUUGGCUUUCGUCUCGCCAAGGGGCAGCAACAUCGGAAUCAUCUCCUCCUUUCAUACUCACGCCUUCAGCAGGGCGUGACCAAACGGUAGGGGAGGAAGUUCGGCUACGGCGGUCUAGGAUAGUCUCAGCGCUACACUCGUCAGCCGAUCUGCCGUCUCCGUUCUCCAUUCGCGAUCUGUUGAAAGAGUACGACAGUUACCAGAGAAACAGCGCAAAAUCAUCCCAGAGAUUGAGCACGUUGUCGGUUGGCCAAUCCCCCGAUCCUUUUGAAGUGGCACUGGGCCAACAAUUAGCGCAAGAGACCCCGAAUCAUGAGGAGAACGUUGCUCUCCUCGAUGGUGUCGAGCGGAACAAGGACCCAGUAGCACAGUCGGAACUUCACUUUGCCUCGCUGAUGGUUGCUAAAUGGCUUUCAUUCGGACGCGUGCUAUUUUCGCCUGCACAUGACGAGAUUCAGACUCUUCGCGAACGACAUAUCCUCGUUAUCGAUGGAUUGGGUAACGAAGACUGGUCCAUUUAUUGUGCAGUCACAUACGAGGCGCCGCAAGCCAUCGUCCACCAUCUGAAGGAGAAAUCAUCGACGACAGUGUCGAAAAGCCAUUUACCGCCCCAGAACACUCCGGAGACUCACCGCCGAGCACAAGUGGCCAGCUUCUACGACCGGUUUCCCUUCCCACCUGCUCUCUUCUCCGCAGUUGUGCUUCGGUUUCCACCAGCGAUGGCGGAAGCAAAGAUGAAAAACAUCAUAUCCGAAUGCAGGCGGGUGUUGCUUCCCGGCGGGCAUCUGGAGCUACUGUUACUGGACCUUGACAUUGUCAAUAUGGGCGUUCAAACUCGGAGAGCGGUCCGUGAGCUCAAGUUCCGAAUGACCACCGCGGACAAACAGAUUAGUCUCCGACCCAUAAUCGACAACGUGCAAGGCCUUCUUGGUGCCAGUGGAUUCAGUAAUGUCAGUCGCUGCAUCGUUGGUGUCCCGGUAGCAGGCCGACCGGCUGGAUCAACCGACUCAUCCUCGUCCUCACGUUCGAGUGGUGGAUCAGACUCUUUCCAGAGACACACUUCCGGAAGUCCAAGACCAGCCACUGCUUCGCCACGAAUGACAUUUCGGCAUGGACGCAAAGGAGCCAAUCUGUCUCUGAACGACUUAAUCGCCGAUCACUCCCACAAUGCCGAUGCAAAGAUCGGUAAGAUCGUUUCCAGAACUGCGAGGGCAUGGUGGCAGCACUGUUUCGAGGCCAGCGUCAUCCCAGAUGGAAACCUUUCGAGAAGCAUCUUUGCCGACAAAGGUGUUUUAAGGGAAUGCAGGAAUCGGGGAUCAAGUUUUAAGAUGCUCAUCGCCCAUGCCCAGCGCCCAGUUUUCGAGGCCAGACGGCGCACAGUGAGCGAACCUAUUGUCCCGACGCUGGCGACUGCCGGAGUGCCACGACGAACGCAGCAGUUAUCCAGCAGUUGA
This is a messenger RNA of Capronia coronata CBS 617.96, 4590 nucleotides long. RefSeq lists its product as uncharacterized. Bases 1 to 4590 code for a protein of 1529 amino acids. The record is from RefSeq and is a predicted model, not a curated record. NCBI's taxonomy places the organism in Eukaryota, Fungi, Ascomycota, Eurotiomycetes, Chaetothyriales, Herpotrichiellaceae. The transcript has a single exon.